AUUCCAGUAAACGAACACGUGUUUGAAACCAACACAAACAGAAGUCUUACUCAGCCAACGUUCGACGAGCAGUAAAGAGUAAGAGAAACUCCGCCCCAUGUGAAUGAUGUCAUGGCUCCGCCUACUCGCUCUACGUGAAUGUUUCAGACUGUCACCUGCUGCGGUCACACAUCCAAUCCCCCCGACAUCACAGUCUGCUCAGAGUGCGAGUUACAAACGCUGGUCGUGUCGAUACAUUUUCAGGAGUUCAGUUUUGUGAAACAGUUUUUUCUUUUCUCUCUCGGUUGCAGGAGAGAAGGCGAGCCUCCGCUGAUUAACGGAUGGAUUCCUUACAUCGGAAAAGCGCUGGAGUUUGGACAAGACGCCAACAGAUUCCUGGACAAACAUAAGAGGAAGUUCGGAGACAUUUUUACAGUGCAGAUGGCAGGUAAAUACAUGACCUUCGUCAUGGACCCGUUACUCUUUCCAAACAUCAUCAAACAUGGCCGCCAGCUCGACUUCCACGAGUUCUCCAACAAGGUGGCGCCGAUGACCUUCGGCUACCCGCCCACCAACAGCGGGAAGUUCCCGCACAUGCAGGAACAGAUCAGCCGCUCCUUUCAGCUCCUCCAGGGGGACAACCUCACUGUCCUGACAGAGAGCAUGAUGGGUAAUCUCAUGCUGCUGCUCCGUCAGGAUUACCUGGGGGAGGGGGCGGGGCGGGAAGGCUGCUGGAGGAGCAGCAGGAUGUACGAGUUCUGUAACUCUCUGAUGUUCGAGGCCACUUUCCUCACUAUGUAUGGCCGGCCGGUGACGGCGCCGAGGCACAGCGGGACAAGCGUUCUGCGUGAGGACUUUGCCAGGUUUGAUUCCAUGUUUCCUCUGCUAAUAGCUCAGAUACCCAUCGGGCUGCUGAGGCGCACCAAGACCAUCCGCCAGAAACUCAUCAACUACUUCCUGCCGCACAGGAUGUCGUGCUGGUCCCACACCUCGCAGUUCAUCCAGAGACGGUCGGAGGUGCUCGAACAGUACGACACGCUAAGGGACGCCGACAAAGCAGCUCAUCACUUCGCCAUGCUCUGGGCGUCGGUGGGGAACACCAUCCCCGCCUGCUUCUGGUCCAUGUACUACCUGGUGAGUCACCCCGAGGCCCUGGAGGUCGUCCGUCAGGAGAUCCACGACGUCCUGAAGCUCAGCGAGGUGGAGUUCAGCAGCGACAGAGACGUGACGCUGAGCAGAGAGCAGCUGGACAAGCUUCUGUUUCUGGAGAGCGCCAUCAACGAGAGUCUCCGCCUGUCCUCGGCCUCCAUGAACAUCCGAGUGGUUCAGGAGGACUUCAGUCUGCGGCUGAACGCCGAGCGCUCGGUGGCCGUCAGGAAAGGUGACAUCAUCGCCCUCUACCCUCAGAGUAUGCAUAUGGACCCGGAGAUCUACGAGGAGCCACAGACGUUCCGACUCGACCGUUACAUCCAGGACGGCAGAGAGAAGACGGACUUCUUCAAGGACGGUCAGAAGCUCAAGUAUUACCUGAUGCCGUUCGGCUCCGGCUCCUCCAUGUGUCCCGGGCGAUACUUCGCCAUCAACGAGAUCAAGCAGUUCCUGUGUAUGAUGCUGCUCUACUUCGACCUGCAGCUGGAGGCGGGGCAGAGCCGAGCCACGCUGGACUCCAGCAGGGCCGGGCUGGGCAUCCUGCUGCCCGCUCAGGACGUCAGCUUCCGCUACAGACUGAGAGCAGUCUGAGCAGGACGACUGUACACUUAAUGUGUAAGUUACAAAGUGCUUUACAGAUUAAAAUACAAAAUAAAUAUAUACAAUUAGUCAAAGACUCAAAAUCCAAGCUGAAAUCGUACGCAGAGCUUAAAGGAGCAGUAUGUAACUCAGACCCCUAGUGUUUAAAAUGUGUACUGCAGUCUAAAUUCUAAACAUCCAAACCUCCUCUCUAUAGUGGAUGCUCACACAGGUCACCAUGUGGUGGACUCUGAAGCUUCAGUGUUUAUCCAGCUCUGCAUGGGUCUGUAAACCUUUCUGUGUUCUAACCUCUCUCCAUUUUUCAAAAGCAUCUCCAAUAUUGAUCCUAGUUUGAGCACGUUUCUGCUCGUGGAGCUUAUUAGAAACAUGCAGAGGCUUUUUAGGUCGGGUACAAUCACUUCUAUCUGAACCACUUCUCUUGCCCGCUUCCAUCGCUGCAACACCUGUUGACCUGAUAACUGCUCUCAUAUCUGACAAACCGAGGGGCGUCCAAAACGGCCGUGUGGGGGGGGGGUCUUAAAAGCGCCUACCUUCUCUGGUCUAAACAAAUCCAGAGCAUUCAGGAGCAGAAUCUAAAGUUAGAAGGAGGACAUACUGGCUGCUGCAUUGUUGUCAGAGAAGCCAGCACUUCAACAUGUUUCCUUAAUGAUCAGAUAGUAAGAUACCUUUAUCAUCUCACUCUCUACACAUCUCACUGAUUGGUCCUUUAAGAGUCUUUGGUGCGCACAUGGGGCGCAUGCACCAACAACUAGACCACCAGCCCCCCGGGUUCAGGAGACAUCGAUGUAACUUUAGCACUUGUGUUGUUAAACCUUGUCACACUUUAAAGUCCUGUGUGUGUGUGUGUGUGUGUGUGUGUGUGUGUGUGUGUGUGUGUGUGUGUGUGUGUGUGUGUGUGUGUGUGUGUGUGUGUGUGUGUGUGUGUGUGUGUGUGUGUGUGUGUGUGUGUGUGUGUGUGUGUGUGUGUGUGUGUGUGUGUGUGUGUGUGUGUGUGUGUGUGUGUGUGUGUGUGUGUGUGUGUGUGUGUGUCUUCUCAUCUUCAUAUAGAGAAACACUAAAACAUCUAAAGAGUAGCACUAAGUCAUGUCCUCUGUUUAAACGUUCAGGGUUACUGUACAAGGCAACUUAUUCACUGUCAGCAUUGAAGUGGUGUGUGUUUCUGUUUGUUGAGCUCUUUACACUGUAAACGUUUCUGUGUUAGACUGAUCUGUCAGAUUAAACUGAUCUGAUGUUAAUCUGACGACUGUGAAGAGAAGCAGAACACGACUGAGCCAAACGCAACUCAACUUUGCAUCACUUUUACUUUUGCAGCAGGGUCGUCCUGCAGGGGAGUGUCCAGACUAUUGGACUGGAGGGGGGGGGGGGGGCAACUGGGGCUCUGACUUGUGCAGGGGAGUCCUGAAGUUACUGUGCACACACAAGAAUGAAGAGUUUAUUUUUACUUGUUCUGUCUACGCUAAUCUCAUCGUCUCAUAAGUAACACAAGAUAAUGGCAACAUAAUCUUAUUAUUAUCUUAUUUCUUAAAACAACAUGUACGUCCAACGUCUCAACUUUAAGUAUUUUAAUUUUAAAAUCUGCACACUGAACACAAUGAACACAGCCUGAAUCGUGGAUUACAACAUAAGUAAUCCAAUCAUUUUGGGGUGGCCAAUAAGCUGACCCUCUGGACACGCCCCUGUCAUCAUGAUAUCAGAAUUAUUCCAUUUUUUUUUAGAUCGUAGUAAAAACCAGACAUCGAUCGAUUGAUACCUGUAUGAUCCUGCACGUAUAGAUCGAGUAAUUUAUUGUUUUUAAGUAUAAAAUACUGCGAUCAAUCACCUGCAAAUUGUCUAAAUAUUUGCAAAAACAUGCAAUUAAAAAAAGCGAUUGAUCGAGAUUAACUGUCGAAAUGCAUCGAUUAAUCGUGGUUAAAAAAAUUAGUCGUUUGCCGUCAGCCUUCUUACAACAAACGUGAAUACUCAAGAAUUCAGAUGACCAACAGGGCAGUCUAUACGUCCUCAGGUGUGGACAGUUGUAAAUUGAUAAUCCAUGGCACACUUAUUGUGAGCGAACACGUUUCGCGUGUAGCCUCCUCGGGUUCGCCCAGCACCCUAGAAUCCAGUUUUGAUGUUUCUAUCCGCCGGCUGACGAAAAGGAUUCCCUGAACGUGGAUUUGUUCCUUCAAAGUCACUGAACGUGAAAGAACAAUGACCUCCAAGUGUUUAAAUGUGAACUGAGUCAGCAGCUGAAAGACUGAUUCAUACUUCAUGAAAUGUUGAUGAUUUGUAUUGUUUAAUUUUUUUGUAUGUGGUGAUAAGUGCUGCCCUGCAUCAUGAACAAUAAACACUUUUGUACUCUGA
This is a messenger RNA of Labrus mixtus (cuckoo wrasse), 4068 nucleotides long. RefSeq names its product cytochrome P450 7B1 (gene cyp7b1). NCBI's taxonomy places the organism in Eukaryota, Metazoa, Chordata, Actinopteri, Labriformes, Labridae. The transcript is spliced from 5 exons. The record is from RefSeq and is a predicted model, not a curated record. Gene Ontology annotation, molecular function: heme binding; steroid hydroxylase activity; oxidoreductase activity, acting on paired donors, with incorporation or reduction of molecular oxygen. Bases 139 to 1719 code for a protein of 526 amino acids. Gene Ontology annotation, biological process: bile acid biosynthetic process; cholesterol homeostasis.